CAAGUCUAGUCAUUGAAUAAACAAACUGCGCUUGGUCUCCUUUUACCUGGCUUUUUACUUUCAGUUCAACGAUGAAACUCCUUGUUAUUCUUCUUCAUUUCUCUGUUGAUUCUUUGGACAUACAAGAAAGAAUAAGGAAAUAUUGACCUAAUACCUUUACCAUCCACUUUGGUAUCUACAAAGGAAAUGUCCUUUGCUCAAGCAGAAGGCACAGAAUACAAUGAAACAAGUUCCCUUAGCAGUUACAUCACAGAAUUUGAAACAUUCGCGGAAGAGGUGAAGGAAUCGAUUCCUGAAGUAGAUUUUCGAGGACGAGUUAAUAGAGAAUCUUCAUCUGCAGCACAAGGACGUUCAGAGGAUUUAGCAAUCAAAUGCUCUUCUCAGUUAUCAUUUAGAUCAGAAAAGCAGUAUAGAUUUAUUAAGACCUUGCUGUCAUCUCGGACACCGUAUGAUGAAUUUCAUCAUCUUUUCAAGCAUGUUCCAAAGGACCAAUUUCCUAUUAACAAUUUUUCCUGUGCAUUGAGCCGUGAGAUUCUGCUUCAAGGGAGGCUUUUUAUCAGCCAAGGAUGGUUCUGCUUUUAUUCCAAUAUAUUUGGUUGGGAAACACAGGUAACAAUUGAUUGCAGAAAAAUAAGGUCGAUAACAAGAGAAAAGACAGCCUAUGUUGUCCCUAAUGCUAUACUUAUAACUACAACUGAUGAAAAGCAUUUUCUUUCAUCUUUUUUAUCAAGAGAAACAGUUUAUAAACUAUUAAUUAAAGUAUGGAAAGACAUUAGUGAAAAACCUCAGAGUUCAAUACCUAAUGGUGUUAGCAGUACAGUCAACAGGGAACCAUCAGAAGAAUCAUUACUAGAGAACUUGCCUUUUCAUGAUGUGAUUGAGAACGAUGAUGAAAAUGAGAUUUCAAAUGCUCAAGAUGUAGAAAGCAAGUUAAGUGCAGACAGUGGAUUCUUUGAAGGUCAGCCAGCUGCAAUACUGGUUACAGAGCUUGACUCUGAUGAACAAAAACUGAUUGCAUUUGACAAGAGUUUACAGGAAGAAGUACAAUGCAGUUCUUCAAAACUACCGACAUUUGCAAGUAUUGCAGUAUGCAUUGCAUCCAUGGCAGAGAUGUUGUAUUCAUAUUUUCAAGUUGGCCUCAGGUUAAUCAAAAGGUUGUCAAAGGAGCAACUCUUCAUUUUGGUGGCCGCAAUAAUAAUCAUGUUUCUGAUGUGCUGUAGUGCAUUUCUACUGUACCGUCUGUCUGUCCUUGAACCUAAAGUCUUUGCCCCGCGUACUCCUACUAAGGCUUACAUUAGCCAACAGUCAAUCCAGCAGAUCUUAAAGCUAAGAAAAGAAGUGUAUGAUGCAGAAGUGUUGAGAGUAAAGAAAAUAGUAUCUGCUAACAUAGAUGCCAUUACCCAGAUUCGAGACACUUUGAAGAUGCUACAAGAUGACCUGAUGAACCAAAUCCAUCAAAACUGUACCAUAGUAGAUAAUAAUGUUUGCCUUAUGAAACUAUAAAUAUGGCAACUGGGCUUCUGUAAGCGGCACUAGAACUAAACAAGUUGGAAACUUUAAGAACAUUUUAUAAAGAAAUAUUACAGACAACUUCCAUGUGCUGUUUCUAUUAAGAGUCCUGUCAUAAUAUGGUUGGUUAAAUGUAUCAGACUUAAAGUCAGUCAUGAACAACAUUACAAUUUUUUCUCAUAGUUCCACACUAUAUUUUCUUGCACAAAAUUUCUAAAUGAACUUGUAUAACUUUUGUGGUAAUAUCUAUUAAUAUAUUUGACAUUUUUAAUCUUAUCAUUUAAUAAUUAAGAUAAAGUAUUUAUAGAAAGUUUUAUCAUAUGUUAUAUGUAGGUAAUGUAUUGAAUUUUUGUUAAAUCUUGUAAAUAAUGAAGAAUAAAACAUUGAAAAAAUACAUUGAAAGGCAAAGAAUUUAAGGAGCAUAAGUCUCAUGGGCAGAACAAUGAAAAACAUUUUGUACUUCACUGUAACUUCAACCUUGGUUUGAUUCAUAAAUACUAAUUCUAAAAUUCAGUCAAACACCUAACUUAGCAACAGAGAAAGUACAUUUAAAGUUAUGGACUUUGUAAACAGUUUAUAAAAAUAUACUUAGCUUAGCACUAGGUAUAUUUUUGGUACUUAACUCCUUGAAAUUUUCCACUUAACUUAAUCUAGAAAAUUAACAUUGAGAAGAUAAUAAAUGACUGUGAAAAUGUGUGGCAAAACAAAGACCAUUUUUCCUGGAAAUUUGGAUGUAGAUUGCUGUAGCAAUUUAAAACAAGUUUCAUGAGCCCGGUUGUUACAAUGAGCAUAGUUAAUAGGGGUCCCCAGAGAAAUUUGUUUUGAAACUACUUUAAGAAAAAUAUGUAUUAAGUUCUAUCUCUUGUCAAAAGGUCUUUUUACAUUGUGAGAGUAAUGGCACCUACUUACAAAGAUUCUUGCAACCUUUGCUUAAUAUUAUGAAAGAAUUUAAAAAAAUAAGUCGUCAGUGAACUAUGACACAAACGAACAAAAGUGUGUGCAAUAAAUUUAUUUUGAGAAUGAUUACUGUACUAUAACUUAACACAGUUAUGCCCGUUUUGGUUAAACUAAUGACAUUUUAUUUUCAUCAUGGUGGUUAGAUUAGUUACAGGUUAAGGAUGCUGGCAUCAUCACCUGUCAAUCAAACCAUCAACAGAUUAUUUAUUAUUAUUUAUUAUUAAUAGACACACUGUUAGCUGCAGGCCAGCAUGAGCUGCAAAAAUUUAAAACCUUAAUAAUAAUUAAUAAAAGUACCAAAAUAUGACA
This is a messenger RNA of Actinia tenebrosa (Australian red waratah sea anemone), 2775 nucleotides long. RefSeq lists its product as uncharacterized. The record is from RefSeq and is a predicted model, not a curated record. Gene Ontology annotation, molecular function: sterol transfer activity; sterol binding. NCBI's taxonomy places the organism in Eukaryota, Metazoa, Cnidaria, Anthozoa, Actiniaria, Actiniidae. Gene Ontology annotation, biological process: intracellular sterol transport. Gene Ontology annotation, cellular component: endoplasmic reticulum-plasma membrane contact site; plasma membrane; endoplasmic reticulum membrane.